Molecule: messenger RNA, 1640 nt
Organism: Solenopsis invicta (red fire ant)
Lineage: Eukaryota; Metazoa; Arthropoda; Insecta; Hymenoptera; Formicidae
Gene: Rab10
Product: ras-related protein Rab-10
Exons: 5
Coding region: 347-949 (200 amino acids)
Biological process (GO): cellular response to insulin stimulus
Cellular component (GO): insulin-responsive compartment; recycling endosome; Golgi apparatus
Molecular function (GO): GTP binding; GTPase activity
Source: RefSeq, a predicted model, not a curated record
UGUUGACUCCGUCGUCGCGUGACGUCGCGUCGUCGUCUUUUAAUAGUCCGCCGCCUCUUCGCGACCGGUUCGUCCGUAUGAUACGACACGAUACGUCUACACGUAUACGUACGUCGCAGCUCGUCGGGAGACGCGCCCUCGUUCGACCUUGAACGACUAUAACCGGUGCGUAACGUUCGAUGUACGGAGGAGCAUCGUCGCUGCUGAUCGCAAUAACCAACCGACCGCGAGUCACCGCAGCUCCGCCGCCGCCGCCGCCGUAGGCCCGUGCUGUUGCUCGUUUUACUCUGUUUACCUCCUCCACCUCAGCGCUUGUUCCUCGACGCGGGACAGCCUCGGCGACGAAAUGGCGAAGAAGACAUACGAUCUGUUGUUCAAGCUGCUGCUCAUCGGCGACUCCGGCGUCGGCAAGACUUGCAUACUCUUUCGUUUCUCGGACGAUGCAUUCUCCACCACGUUCAUUUCGACGAUAGGUAUUGAUUUCAAAAUUAAAACAGUGGAAUUAAGAGGAAAGAAAAUCAAAUUACAGAUAUGGGACACAGCUGGGCAAGAGAGAUUUCACACUAUUACAACGUCGUAUUACAGAGGGGCUAUGGGGAUUAUGCUUGUUUAUGAUAUUACUAACGAAAAGACGUUCGAAAACAUUGUGAAAUGGUUGAGAAAUAUUGACGAACACGCUAAUGAAGAUGUGGAGAAAAUGAUAUUAGGAAAUAAGAGUGAUAUGGAAGAAAGACGCGUUGUCAGCACAGAGAAGGGAGAAGCGAUAGCGAGAGAACAUGGCAUUAGAUUUAUGGAAACGUCCGCAAAAGCGAAUAUUAAUAUCGAUCGAGCAUUUAGCGAACUAGCGGAAGCAAUACUGGACAAAACUCACGGCAAGGAACCACAAGAUGCGCCCGACAGAGUGACGGUCGAUCGAAGGGUAGAGAGAAGUUCGAAUCGGUGCUGCUAAUUUUAUAUAUUAUUUAUUUUAACGGCGCAUAACGAACUAUAUAUCAGCUCGUGCCACACUUGGGAUAGAUCCCUCGAUAUAGGAUUUAGAGCGUAAUUUAAAGCAUAUAAUAACAUAAACACUUCACGACACUGCCUGGAUCAGAUAUAAUCUCACUUUUACUCUGAUGAAAAUACGUUUUUCUAUGCUGCAAUCGAAACGAAAAUGCUGCAAAAAAAUUACCGAUAUGAUAUUUAAAAAAGAUUGUGUUAUGUUCUUUAGUUACGUCUAUAUAAAUGUCGAUAAAUUUAUAAAAAUACGCGCGCAGUUUUAUGCAUAUAUAUAAUUAAACCUAAAACUGUGGUAUGUAAACAAAUGUCUCAUUAGUUCAUACGCGGAUGGUAAGAAUUAAACGCAGAUUUCACUGGUGGACCUUCAUGUUUCAUGUAAAACAUUACAUCGGUGCACGAACAAGAACAAUUAGGACGUAUUGUUUGUUAUGAGGCUGCAAUUUGUUACCAUGUUGAGUGGUGUGAGUAUGAGUGUGUCGGCUUUUAAUCUUGAUAAAACUUUGGACAUUGGACGCUUUCCUACGUGAAUAAUCGCACCAUGCUUAUUUGUAUAUUAAGUUAGGGAAAACUUAAAUACCAAAAGCUUCUACCGUUUUGUGUACGGCCGAUUUACUAUAAAUAUAAAUAUUCGCAAUUUCGAA